Molecule: messenger RNA, 1272 nt
Organism: Aspergillus mulundensis
Lineage: Eukaryota; Fungi; Ascomycota; Eurotiomycetes; Eurotiales; Aspergillaceae
Product: putative cytochrome P450 monooxygenase
Exons: 2
Coding region: 1-1272 (423 amino acids)
Molecular function (GO): monooxygenase activity; heme binding; oxidoreductase activity, acting on paired donors, with incorporation or reduction of molecular oxygen
Source: RefSeq, a predicted model, not a curated record
AUGGUCGCGUGCACAGCUCUCGUGCUGGCUCUAGUGGUCGCGACGCUAGUCUACCUCCUCUAUAACUAUUCGCGCCUCAAGUCUAUUCCAGGGCCCGUUCUCGCUGCUUUUACCGACAUUUGGAGAACGAUUGCGCAGCGGUCUUCACCAUCUGAAUAUGGCCGAUUUCUGCUCGAGUUACAUCAGAAAUAUGGCGCUGUUGUGCGCUUGGGACCUGCUGUCGUUAGUCUGAGCAAUGUCGAAGAUAUAGCAAAGGCUUAUCAUACCCAGCUCUUGGACGAGGCAAGCCAGCUUGACCUCCACGGUCAGCCAUCUGAGCACCGGGAGGAUCAGUUGGAAGACGUCGUUGACAAUGCUUUGUGCAACCUUGUUCGAACUCUACGGCGAUAUAGAGUUGUCAACCUCACAAUAUUGCGCUUCUUUGCAGAAGAAAUCAUCACCGAGCUGGUCGGCAACAGCUACCUUCACCCUGCCGCAUCCCAUACUUCGAGCCAAUCCCAACCUAGCCCUUCGCUCUUCGGGACAAUGGAAGAAAUACUUCUACGCGGGCCUGUUUCUCUUCUAAAGAGAGAUCGGCUAUCAUGCUAUGGCAUAUUAGGUGAUGUAUCAGCAUCAAUAUCUGCAACUGACCCUGCACAACCGCGAGGAUUCGGUACUGUCCAUAAGUUUGUUGACCGCAUGCCCCUCGGAUGUGCAUUCGCUAUGAGCAUCCAAGAUAUAACCGAUACAUUUGUUCUUCUGUUCCCUCUCCUUCUGAACAGCCCAGGUGUUCUGCGCAAACUUCGAAAUGAGAUUGAAAAUAUGCCGAUGUUUCGUAAUAGAGCUAUUAUUCCCUCGUCGAGGGACGUUACUGGUCUUUUCUACCUCGACGCCGUCUUCAAGGAAGCGAUGAGACUUGUCCUACUUCAGAGACAGUCAAGAGAGAUCCGACUAUCGUCUGGCCUUAGGUCCAAUGAGAAUCUCCCUCAUGGAACAGUGUUUUCAUGGCAUCCUGGUGUUGUGCUAACCAUGGACUCUAUUUUUGGAGAUGACGCUCACAUGUUCCGUCCUGAGCGAUGGCUCACCUCAGACCGACCGCGAAGGGUAUUGAUGGAGGAAUAUUUAUUACCGUUCACGAUUUGUAGGGCUUAUUACCCUAAACUUGAAGAUGGAUGGCUGCAGUUGAAGAAAACAGUCGUGGUACUGUUGAGGGAGUUUGAUGAUGUGAGUUGCCUUCAUCGCUCUGCUCGUGACCCGGGCAAUAACCGCGAUGCCCACGACGAAGCAUACUAA